AGCAGAGCGAAAUCAUGGUUGCCUGUAUAAUAACCUCCCUCUCUAACAAUCGUGCAUUGGAAUCUGCUUUCUUACAUUGGAGAUACACGGAUACAAAUGUGGAAACGUGGUGGCCAUGCACAAAAACUCAUGUGUCACGAAAAAGGUUGAGAACUGCUGGUUCUGUGGAUAGAGCUUUAAACCAAAGUCAGAAGAUUUGAACACGCGAUCUCUGGAGCUGGGGUGACUUGAUAGGACAUCCUCAAGAAGCCUCUGGACUCUGAACAAGAAUCCCUUAGCUCACAAAGCUUGUUUGUACUUUUCAAACGGCCGUACAUGACCCAGCACUUUAAUCGGGAGACUACAACAAGGCUAGGCAGCUCCUGGCCACCAUGUGCUCAGAGGAAGGCAGGCAGCCCACCCCUUCACCCAUCCGCUCUCACCUCUCCAGCCUGUGACUGAGCCAGCACUAUUGCACUUUAGAAAAGGACCACAUUGGAUCCUGGACCCCAGUUCAUGUCCCGAGGCUCCUUCUUUGCUGUCAGAGUAAAAACAAAGGGAAUUAUUUCUCCCUAAGUUUUCAAAAACUUCCCAGAACAGAGAUGAAUGGAAAUCUUUAGCUGCAGAAAUGGACAGAUUGCCAGUAAUUUUUAUCUAUAGGAAAAGCCUAUUGAAACUAUCAGCUCACAGACAGGGCUUUCUACAAAGUCAAGCCAUAAAUGACGCGCUUUAUGGUUUACUGGAAUCUUGAAAGCAUUUAAGUCAUUCUAAUCAACAGGAAGCAUUUAAGUACACAGUGGCCAACUACAAAUCAUGGAGAAAAGCCACUGAGUAUUUUUGUGAGGUCUAAAUCACAAAGCAUUUGUUUUAUCUGUAAUUACAUCAUGUUGAGUGGUAGUUUUGUUGUUAUUUUAACUACAUCUUUCAUUCCAAACAAUCUGUUGGAUUAUUGUUGGUUUUUAACCUUGUGGGAAAUCAAUGUACACAUUUAAAAUUCCUGGCAUGCUAAUAUGCUGUGCCUAAAAAGAUUUCAGAUGAAUAGCCAUAUGGUCAAAGCACCAAAGGAAAGCUCAUUUCCUGGGUCUCUAUAUGACUUUAACUUACCCUCUUAGUGGCUAUGAAGCUCAGAGCAUUAGUUGAUCCAGGAACUAUCCAAAUGUGUAUAUUAGCAAGUAUAACAGUGUCUUAGGGCCUAAAGCAAGCUCUUGAACUGGUGCUCAGGCUAAGGAGAAUGAGGAGUUAAUGAAAAUGAAGGGGUGGGAAAAUGAGUAACAGACAAAUCAUAUAAUACCUAAAUUCCUCCACUCUCCGUCUUUAUAAAUCAAAGAAUGCCUUUGAAGAAUGAAACUCAAUUGUUCAUUCUUCAAAGUAUCCCAGAUAUUCUAAUUUUGGCUAAGUGCCCAUCCAGGGCCCUUCCAAGUCAGUAAGUUUAAUAUUCAUCAGGCCAGUUGGCUCCCAGAGGUUUGAAAGCCUUUCAUUUGGCUGCCCUCUUCAGAAGGGAGGGGUCCCAGUGCUGUUUUCCAGGUCCUCUGGGUUGGUCUGGGGUCCCUGUUGGAGGAGCAGUACCUCCUAAUGCUGUGGAGAUCAGGGCAGGCAGAUAAGGCUUUCCACUGAGGAAGCAAGCCCACCUAUUCUGAAUCCCCACCUGCCCCCAGAUAUGUGGUUUGCAUGCUAAAUCCUUGGUUGGUGGUGUUGAACUUAGGAACCCAGUUGCAUAAUGGUUUCUGUCAAAAUACUGCCAUCUUUGGUCCUAGAUUGGGGCUAUUCUCCAGAAUACAGUGGGGCCUUGACUUACGAGUGUCCCGACUAACGAGUUUUUCGAGAUACGAGUCGUCUCUCGGCCGAUUUUUUGCUUUGAGUUGCGAGCUAAAAUUCGGGUUACGAGCCAGCUUCAGAUACCCCACCGCUAGUUGGCGCAGCGAAGGUCACAGUGAAUGCCACAACAUCAGCCCAGCUUCACCUGUCUCACUCGUUCACUUUAAGGGGUAAGCCGUGGGCAAACUACGGCCCGUGGGCCGAAUCCGGCCCGUUUGAAAUGAAUAAAACUAAAACAAAAAAGACCGUACCCUUUUAUGUAAUGAUGUUUACUUUGAAUUUAUAUUAGUUCACACAAACACUCCAUCCAUGCUUUUGUUCCGGCCCUCAGGUCCAGUUUAAGAACCCAUUGUGGCCCUCGAGUCAAAAAGUUUGCCCACCCCUGGGUUAGCUCUUAGUUGAAGCAUCAGUGUUGUGCUCGCAUUUGUGCUUGCAGUUAUUUUGCAGAACUUUGUUUUUUCAACCACGGAUCUGAAGAAAGUAAGUGCGAAGGACAGGGCUGAGAAGAAGCAGCGGAUGAUGUGCAUUGAAUUAAAGAAAGAAAUUAUUGAAAAACAUGACGGAGGUGUGUGUGUAAUCGACUUGGCGAAGCAGGACGAGCGCAGCACUUCCACGACCUGCACCACACUGAAGCAGAAGGAGUCUAUACAGGCUACAACUCCAGCCAAGGGCGUUACAAUGAUUUCUAAACAGCGGACAUCUACCCAUGAAAAUAUGGAGGAGCUGCUAAUGGUGUGGUUAACGGAGAAGCAGCUCGCAGGAGAUACCGUGACGAAGGCUAUAAUCUGCGAGAAGGCACGAGCUAUUUACGCUGAUUUGCUGCAGCAGAGCCCAGGCACUUCGGUGGACGAGGCAUCCGGCGAGCCGUUUAAAGCCAGUUGGGGCUGGUUUGAAAAUUUUAAAAAGAGGACCGGCAUUCACUCCGUUGUCAGACAUGGUGAGGCAGGGAGCGUGGAUAUAAAGGAAGGUGACAUCAACGAGCUCAUCGAGGAGCACGCCGAGGAACUGACAACGCAGGAGCUAAAGGAGCUACAGACACAGCAGCACACGGAGGUUUUGCAGGAAAUAGAUGACACGGAGGAGGAAGAGGGGGAGGAGGUUAUCUCUAUAAGUGAGAUAAAGGAAAUGUUGGGACUGUGGGAGAAACUUUCAGACCUUAUUCAAAAGAAACACCCAGAAAAAAAUGCAACUGGGUGUGCGAUGGAGCUAUUUAAUAACAUUUGCCUAACUCAUUUCAGAAAUAUUCUGAACGGGAGGAUGAAACAGAUCUCAUUGGACAGGUUUUUAUCGAAAACUCCUGUAGAUGAAAGUGAUGAAAGUGUGGCGAAAAGGGCAAAAAUCAGCAAAUAAGACUCAGUUAUUCAGUUAUUCAGUUCAGCCUUUCUCCUCCAACUCUAUCAGCAUCUUUAAGUCGUUUGAUCUCCAAGGUAAAUGCUGUACAUUAAACUUAAUAAAACAAGUUUAUUGCACUACAUUCUGUUGUUCAGUA
Molecule: messenger RNA, 3283 nt
Organism: Myotis daubentonii (Daubenton's bat)
Lineage: Eukaryota; Metazoa; Chordata; Mammalia; Chiroptera; Vespertilionidae
Gene: PDCD1LG2
Product: programmed cell death 1 ligand 2
Exons: 2
Coding region: 2311-3144 (277 amino acids)
Biological process (GO): negative regulation of T cell proliferation; cell surface receptor signaling pathway; immune response
Cellular component (GO): external side of plasma membrane
Source: RefSeq, a predicted model, not a curated record